GUUACAGUUGAAAACAUGGAAUCUGAAAAUAUUUAUCAAAAUGUCAAAGAACUCAUUGAAUGCCAAAAGAUAAGAGCGGGCGGCAAAAGAGAAUCUUUGAAGCCAGAUUUUGCAGAGUGUCGAGCCCGGCCAGUGGAGCCUGACCGAAGAAAUCUCUCCCUCAGGGUUAUCUGUACGCUCCUGGGUGUCUGCAUCUUGCUGUCCAUUGUGGUUGUCGUUAUUACAGUUAUGCUGACUACACGAGAUUCAGAAAGGACCCAAAUCUCAAUCACCACACUCCAGGCUGAGAUCUCAAGGCUGACAGGGAUUGCAGACAACUAUGAGGCGGCCCUUGGCUCCAUCUUUGAACUUCGUGAUGAGAUUUUACAGCUGAAUAUGACUGCUGAAAACUCUGAGAAGACCCUCCACUCCAUUGCCAAAAUUCAGGAUGAGAUUUCACAGCUGAGAAACAACACAGAGAUGUCACUUGCUGGUCUCAAGAAUGAGCUUUCUCAGUGGAAGAGUAAUGCUACUAUAAACUCUGAGAAGACCCUCCACUCCAUUGGCAAAAUUCAUGAUAAGAUUUCACAGCUGAGAAACAACACACAGAUGUCACUGACUGGUCUCAAGAAUGAGCUUUCUCAGUGGAAGAGUAAUGUAAACUUCAGGAAACCCGACAGCUCCGUUGUUGAACUUCGGGACGAUAUUUUGCAACUGAAUAGCGAUCUUUGGCGAUGUCCCACAGAAUGGAUUCGGUUCAGGGAAAGCUGUUAUCAAUUUUCUUCAAGUGCACGAAGCUGGACGGAGGCCCAGAGACACUGUGCAUCGGUCGAUGCCCAUCUUGUUGUCAUUAACAAUGCAGAAGAGCAGGACUUUUUGAGAAGGACCCUUCAAAAUCGUUGCUGGAUUGGCCUCAGUGAUGCUGAGUCUGAGGGUGAUUGGAUCUGGGUGGACGGAACGGAUUAUUCUUCCUCUUUAACAAACUGGGCUGAAGGGGAACCAAAUAAUGAAGGUUACACCGAGGACUGUGUGGAGAUAUUUGUGACUGGAGAAUGGAAUGAUUUGCCAUGUAAUGUCUUUCGGUAUUGGCUGUGUGAGAAAUCUUCACUGAAUCUGCCUUCAAUAUAGCAGUUGGUACCAAGAGAUCAAUGACCAACUUUGUCGAUAUUGAAUAUGAUAUACAGAUGUCAUGUUGUAUAUGGACAUAUUUUAGUCUAUCCGAAGAACGGUGAUAUUUCAAAAAAAAGUAUUUCAGUCACUCAUUCAUUUCCUUUACUGAUGAGACUUCUUUUUGAAAUUCCACAUGUGUUGCUUUUUCCACUCCAGCUAUAAUGAAUUUAGAUCAUUACUACAAUUAUAAAUGUAUUUUUCACCUUUUGCUUACCACUUGGAAACGGUCGCCAGGCUUUAAACUAUCCAGUAAUUGGAGCUAAUUCAGCUUCCUCAUUGAACCCUUUCGGCUUGAAAUUGAGCUUUACAGGAAAGUGGCUACGUUUCGACUGGAGGGAGAAUGCAUCCCUGACCAAUUGAACAGGAAACUGGCAACUAAGCUUAAUGAAAAGAAAACUGACAUAAUGCAUUUUGGGACAAGCGACAAUGCAAAAAAAAAUUGCAAUUAACUAGAAACAUUGUUUUCUUUUAUUAUCAGUGACAUAUGAUGUGAUUCUUAUUUCUGUUUUCAGCCAGAAGUCAGUACAAGACAUAGAAGUCUAUAAGUUACAAAAUUAAUUUCUUCAGUAAUAUACUAAUGAGGUAAAAUUCAAAGUUUCAAAUGUUCAAAGGUCCAUUUAUUAUUUAAGCAUGCCAAUACUGUAUAUAAAACUCUGAAAUUUGUCAUGUUUUCAUAACCGUUCAGACAUCUGAUGGUAGAGGGCAAGAACCUGUUACUGAAUCAUUAGGUAUAGUUCUUCAGUUUCCUGUAACUCCUGCUAGAUUAUAAUAAUGACAAGAGGACGUGUCCUGAUUGUGAAGGCCAUUAAUAAUGAAUGUGACCAUCUUGAUUGAGGCAUCUGUGGAUUUGAUUGUACCGUGAUACAACUGGCUAAAUUUGUAUUCCUCGACGUCUUCUGGUGGUCCUGUUUAUUGUAGGCUCCAUACGAGUCAGAAUGCUCUUUCUCUUACAUCUGCAGGAAUUUGUAAAUCUUUGGUCAUAUAACAGAUUUCCUCAAACUUUGCGACUUUUGAAAGAAGAAUAUGUUCAUGGAUCCCCAAUCUCAGCAAGUGCAGUUAAAACGUGGUUAAAAUAAUCAGACUGGUUGUGUCUAUCUAUUAGCCAAGAAUAACAAUCAAUGCAAGGAGUACUGGAAGUAACAAUAACUAGCUGCUUCUCCGAUUGAACAUUGUUUGCGAAUCUGAUCCGGGGCAUAAAAUGUGUGAUUGGAUUGGAUAGAUUUAGGGGAAGUGAAAACGAUCUAGUCAGGACUGAAAUUGUAGUUACAUGGAUCAUUUUUAAUGUUUGGGAUAGUUUUUAAACAGUUUUUAAUCCUGUACACCGUAUGUGAAAAGUAGUCUGAACUUGGAGUGUGUGAGUCCGAGUGCCGGACAGUCCAUCUUAUUUUUGCGCUCCAGUCUCAUCCCCGUUGUGCCUCCGCUAUUCGCUGAUUUUUUGUCAGCAAAAAAUGACAAAAUUCUGUCGAUGUGAAAUUUAAAUGAAACAUAUCCUACAGAUCAGUAGCUUUAAUGCAUUGAUGUGUAUAUGCUGUUAUACAAUAUUGUUGCCCAACACUGGAAGACUGAUAAUUAGGCACCUUUAAAAUUUCUGAAACAGAACAGCUUCUACUGAAGGAUAAUAACAUCCCCAAUGUCUUCUUCACCCCACUCAUAGCCCACUUCUUCACUUCACGUUCUCCCGCUUUUGUUCGACAAUUUGGAAUAUGGGCAGUUUAGUGAUUUAAUUGCAGUGUUUUUCCCUCCCUGUGGACUUGAAGUUCAUAAUCUACUGAAACUUUUUUUUCUGCUGACAAGAUUUUUAAUGAAGGAUAAAUGAUAAUUCCACUGUCUGAAUCUCGGGUCUC
Hypanus sabinus (Atlantic stingray) is the source of this 2993-nucleotide messenger RNA. Its product is annotated as C-type lectin domain family 10 member A-like. The record is from RefSeq and is a predicted model, not a curated record. NCBI's taxonomy places the organism in Eukaryota, Metazoa, Chordata, Chondrichthyes, Myliobatiformes, Dasyatidae. Bases 16 to 1107 code for a protein of 363 amino acids. The transcript has 12 exons.